CCUCAUAACCCUCAAAAUUACCCCGUGCCACUGUCCCCUCAGCUGCCCCCCAUCUCAAAGCAAAUUGAGCUUAGUCGGGCCAUGUCUGCUUCUUCAAAAUCCAGCCUCUUCUCUCUUUCAAGAGCGGACAUUCUAUACGAAGACGAAUGGCUUCUCGCUGUUAAUAAGCCCCAGGGUAUUUACUGCGAGAGUGUGCUCUCCUCUCUCACUUCAGCUCUCGCUCUACCCUCUCCCUCAGAUGGACUCACAGAAGGAACUAAAAUCAGCUUGCCAGAGCCAGUGCCUGAGCCUGAGCUUCAUCUUGCCAAUCGACUUGACCGUGACACAAGUGGUGUCAUGGUCAUAACAAAGUCCCACAAAGUGGCCGCUAAACUUGUCAAAGCAUUCACUGAUCACAAGGUUAGGAAAACAUAUAUUGCCCUCUGCGUUGGUUCAGCUCCACAGUGGGGAAAGAUCACUGUAAGAUCAGGUCACGGGAGGUCCAAGUUCGGUGCCUGGCGGGUAUAUGCUACUUCAGAUGUUGGCAGGACGCUACCAGGUGGAUCAGUAAUCCGAGACAUGGAAACUUCAUUUGAAGUAUUAUCAAUAAAUGGAAAAGGGAGUUUCAAGGAACCCUUUGAAUCUACAAACAAUGAAGGCUUUACUGUGGUUGUGGAACAAAAGGCUGUCAGAGGAGAUGUUAUGGAAGAUGAGAUCCUGGUGAGAGCAUAUCCUCGCAGUGGAAGGACUCAUCAGAUCCGCCUGCACUGCCAAUAUCUUGGGAUUUCUAUAAAAGGGGAUGUGAAAUACGAGGGAGUCUAUGAGUGGCGAGAUAAAAUUUAUGAUGCCCAUCAGCUUCAUGCAGAAAGCAUGUCUUUUGAGCAUCCUGUUACCGGUAUGCAGACUGUUCUCCAUGCACCUCUGCCAUUGUGGGCCAACCAGACUUUGCAGCUUUAAGUUAUAGGCUUCCUGGGCUUGGAAGAAAAUAAUUCAUGGUGUUUUGAGCAAGUAUUUUUGGCAUCUCAUGGAUGAAGUUUUUUU
Molecule: messenger RNA, 1020 nt
Organism: Neltuma alba
Lineage: Eukaryota; Viridiplantae; Streptophyta; Magnoliopsida; Fabales; Fabaceae
Product: RNA pseudouridine synthase 1-like
Exons: 2
Coding region: 82-936 (284 amino acids)
Biological process (GO): enzyme-directed rRNA pseudouridine synthesis
Molecular function (GO): RNA binding; pseudouridine synthase activity
Source: RefSeq, a predicted model, not a curated record